Molecule: messenger RNA, 741 nt
Organism: Pecten maximus
Lineage: Eukaryota; Metazoa; Mollusca; Bivalvia; Pectinida; Pectinidae
Product: m7GpppX diphosphatase-like
Exons: 4
Biological process (GO): deadenylation-dependent decapping of nuclear-transcribed mRNA
Cellular component (GO): P-body; nucleus
Molecular function (GO): RNA 7-methylguanosine cap binding; hydrolase activity
Source: RefSeq, a predicted model, not a curated record
GGGACACGACUGUCUGUGGGAAAGAAGGUCACGACUGUCUGUGGCAAAGAAGGUCACGACUGUCUGUGGCAAAGAAGGUCACGACUGUCUGUGGCAAAGAAGGUCACGACUGUCUGUGGCAAAGAAGGUCACGACUCUGUGAACCACUUUGAUUUGUCCUGCAACAGAGAAGAAACUUGUCAAGUACGGGACAACAAAAGACUUUUGCCAUAUGUGAAAACUAAAGAAAUGUAUGAGAAAUGUCAAACCCCAUAUUACAGGAAGAAAUUAAAUAUACAAUGGGUGUACAAUAUAUUGGAUAAGAAGAGUGAGUCAGACAGGAUAGUUUUUGAAGAUGCAUGUCCGAAGGAUGGAUUUAUACUGUUACCAGAUAUGAAAUGGAACAGAAAGGAGUUGAGUCAACUCUAUCUGGUGGCUAUUGUGCACACCAGGGAAGUUCUGUCAUUGAGAGACCUCAAUCAUACACACCUACCUUGCUCAACAAUAUCCUGCAAAAGGGGAAUGGAGGCGAUAAGAAAAAAGUUUGGAGUAAAGCCAAGUAAGCUUCGGAUGUAUGUACACUACCAACCAUCAUACCAUCAUUUUCAUGUACACUUUACACAUCUUGCACUAGAUGCACCAGUUUCGAGGCAGACAGAGCCCAUCUUUUACAGGACAUAUAGAAAUAUCACAAUCAAAUCAGACUACUACCCCAAAAAGUAUCGUGUUCAAAGUUUUGAGAAUGUGAUGGACUGUACUUGA